AUGUUCCGCAACAACUACGACAACGAUGCCGUCACCUUCUCCCCGCAAGGUCGGAUAUUUCAGGUGGAAUAUGCCCAGGAAGCUGUGAAGCAGGGAUCCGUCGUGGUGGGACUGGUCAACAAGACACACGCCGUCCUGGUCGGCUUGAAGCGUAACGCCGAGGAGCUCUCCUCGUAUCAGAAGAAGGUCAUCGAAGUCGACUCCCACAUGGGUAUCGCUAUCGCCGGUCUCGCAUCCGACGCUCGGGUGCUCUCCAACUACAUGAAGCAACAGUCUCUCGGAUCCAGAAUGACCUAUGGUCGUCCCAUCCCCGUCGAACGCAUCGUCACCCAGAUUGCCGAUCGUGCUCAGACGAACACUCAGCAGUACGGUAAGCGGCCGUACGGUGUUGGCCUCCUUGUCGCCGGCGUCGACGAGGCUGGCCCUCAUCUUUUUGAGUUCCAGCCCUCCGGUAUGAUCCACGAGAUGCUCGCAUGCGCCAUUGGUGCUCGUUCGCAGAUGGCCCGUACCUACCUGGAGCGCAACCUCGAACAGAUCUCCAACAGUUCCCGCGAUGAGCUCAUCACCCACGGUCUUCGGGCCCUCAAGGAGACUCUCUCCCAGGACAAGGAGUUGACGGUGGACAACACGUCAGUGGGUGUGGUUGGCCAGGGGCCGACAGGGAAGCUGGAGAGCUUCAAGCUCUACGAAGGCCAGCAGCUCUUACCACUGCUGGAGACCGUGGAGGAACCGGCAGAAACGAAAGAGGGAGAGACGAUGGAGGUCGAUUCAUAG
Molecule: messenger RNA, 774 nt
Organism: Aspergillus terreus NIH2624
Lineage: Eukaryota; Fungi; Ascomycota; Eurotiomycetes; Eurotiales; Aspergillaceae
Gene: pre5
Product: proteasome core particle subunit alpha 6
Exons: 3
Coding region: 1-774 (257 amino acids)
Biological process (GO): ubiquitin-dependent protein catabolic process
Cellular component (GO): nucleus; proteasome core complex, alpha-subunit complex; proteasome core complex
Source: RefSeq, a predicted model, not a curated record